Messenger RNA from Gastrolobium bilobum, 504 nucleotides. RefSeq lists its product as uncharacterized. The transcript has 2 exons. The record is from RefSeq and is a predicted model, not a curated record. The coding region runs from base 1 to 504 and encodes 167 amino acids. NCBI's taxonomy places the organism in Eukaryota, Viridiplantae, Streptophyta, Magnoliopsida, Fabales, Fabaceae.
AUGAAAGAUCUUCUAUCACGAAAGCGUAAGCUACAAGAAUGUGAGACGGUGACGCUGACAGAGGAAUGCAGUGCCAUUAUCCAGAAAAAGUUGCCUCCAAAGCUUAAAGAUCCAGGAAGAUUCAGCAUUCCAUGCAACAUAGGCAAUAUGGAAGUGAAAAAUGUUCUAUGUGAUCUCGGUGCCAGCAUCAACGUGAUGCCACUAUUUAUGAUGAAGAAACUGGGGAUCACUGAAGUAAGGCCAACCAAGACAAUAGUUCAACUGGCUGACUGCUCUACAAAGCAAGCUUAUGGCAUUAUUGAGGACAUACUGGUAAAGGUUGACAAAUUCAUCAUUCCUGUUGAUUUUGUCAUCCUUGAUAUAGAGGAAAAUUUUACUAUUCCUAUGAUCUUCGGAAGACCUUUCUUGGCAACCUCAGGAGCGCUGAUUGAUGUACCGAAAGACACUACACAGGAUGCUGAUAGAAAUGAUAUUGCACCCACUACUGAAAUUGAUGAGGAUUGA